Mycosarcoma maydis (corn smut) is the source of this 2136-nucleotide messenger RNA. RefSeq lists its product as uncharacterized. The transcript has a single exon. The record is from RefSeq and is a predicted model, not a curated record. The coding region runs from base 1 to 2136 and encodes 711 amino acids. Lineage: Eukaryota; Fungi; Basidiomycota; Ustilaginomycetes; Ustilaginales.
AUGCUCCAAGUACCUUCACCUUCGGAAACGAGGUUUGUUCGUUCUUUGUACGACGUCGAUCGCACCAAGCCUUCGCCAUUCGGAUGGAAGCGAUGCUCAAGAGCGUCGCGUCGCUACGUUCGCCGGAUGGGUCUGGUCGAGUCGUUCUUCAACACCAUGGCCACGUUGCACGAGGGCCGAACCGACAUUUUUUACCGACUUCCUCUCAGCUGCCCUGCUAAGGCUUACGAACAGCUCGUACGUCGCUUGCCCCUCGUCUGGGCACUACUAUGCCGUCGGCACCCUCUGCUCGGUUCGUACGUCGACACUUUGACACCAGACGGCGCUUCUCUAGAUCCUCGAGAAGCUGCAUCAAGACGGCACACCGGCGAAGCUGCACAAGAUGGCACUAGCUCGUUUGAGCCCCACUUUAUUUUUGACAUCCCGAACUCAGCUUCUGAUCUACUAGAGCAAGCUUCGCAACGACUAGUCUGGCUUCCCACCACAUGGCGAGAAGAAUUACUGCUGCAACAAGAUAGCCGCUCCGAAUCGUCUCGCAACGAUGCAGUCAUAGCGUGGCUUGAUCGAUAUGUGUGGAACGGCAAAAGGCGCUUCCUCGAUCAACAUGCUCCUUAUGGAAUGUCAAGACUUGUUAUCCUUCCGCCAUCAUCAACGGAAACCGCUACAGAUGAUCACGUCAGCUUGGAUCUGGUGCUCUGUACCGCGCAUUGCAUCUCGGAUGGUCUCAGCAUUUCAAGCCUCGCUGGGGAAUUGUUGCAGGCCCUUGUUUCGCUCCAGCUUCCUGCCGAAAUCCCCGAACUUGUCCCACAGGCUGAGACAACCACAGACGUGGCUGGCGCAACUAUGGCAUUCUACGCAACGAUCAGCCAAGAUGUAAAACAGUGUCUGUUGCACGGUCUCUUAUCCGCUCCCCAGCCCGAUGCACGGAGGGAUGGGGAUUUUGCGUUGAACGAAGCUCACUUUGUUCCGCUACUUCCUCCGUCAAUAGAAGCCUCGUACCCCGAAUUGCUGCCUACCAUUUCCCCGGCACCGUCACAGGACUCCUCUCUAUCCGGCUCUCGCCUUGCUAGGCUGCGCUGGUUUUGGACGAUUCGUCGCGUCAUUCUUCAGAUUCGAGCGGCCAAUGCCGAAAAAGAGAUCCUCUCCGACUUCAGAGCGAAUCGUGCUGAGAAAGAGGUCGAGGAGCCAUGGUGGGGCGCGCAGACGAAAUGGUCUGUGGUUCGUCUCUCAUCCCAACACACAUGUGCUCUGACACGACUGGCCAAGCUCAAGCGUAUCAGGGUGGGUUCACUUCUCUAUGCUGUGGCCGCUUGUGCACUCAACACUCUCGAGACCAAAUAUGUCUCGAGCCAAAGUCAGCGCGAAUCACCUACGGCCACAGUGAUGGGCUUUCCCUAUUCUGUGUCCAGGUUCCUCGAUACUCGAGCAGCUGGCGACACUUUGCAGCGUGCGCACGUCCAGGAUCCUCUGCUGCCUCCUUCGAAGCUCGGUGUCAAGCUCGGCUUUAACGGCGUCGCACUUCCACCUGCGGAGCUCUUCUCGCUUCCGACAACGUCUGUUUCUGAUGCUAUCCCAUUGAACGCUUUCCAAGUGGCUCAACUGUGGCAAACAGCGCGACAGGUGCAAAAACAGUUGAAUGACAUCUUCAACGAACCUCGAUUCAUGCAUGCCGAUGGCUUUCUCACAGGUCUGGAGCGGGAGAUGCGCUUCCGAAAGAACGGCGUCAAGGACGUCUUUGAGGUGUUUAAGGAUGACGAGCUCGACGAGGUGGCAGGCCAGGACGAGCGUCGACCUGGUCUCGCAAAGAAGAACAUGCAGGGUCCUGGAUCUUCGCUCAACUUCAGCAUGGUCGGACUCUUGGAUACGGUGCUUCCAUCCAGGCUCACAUUGCCUUUGGAAACGUUCAAGGACACCCAAGAUGCCUGCGUAGAGGUGCGAGAUGGCUUAAUGUUUGGCGUUCGCACAAGAGCGGGCGAAGCCUUUGGCACAUCGUUCACCUUUCGUGGACAGCUCAAUUUGGAGCUCGGCCACGACACUGUCGUAUGGGAUACAGACAAGGUGGACGAGUAUCUAGCGUUGAUGAAGUACAUUGUCGAGGCCAUCGUUGCUUUCGAGCAGCGUCCACACCGCCGUUGA